Perkinsus marinus ATCC 50983 is the source of this 324-nucleotide messenger RNA. RefSeq lists its product as hypothetical. NCBI's taxonomy places the organism in Eukaryota, Perkinsozoa, Perkinsida, Perkinsidae. The transcript has 3 exons. Bases 1 to 324 code for a protein of 107 amino acids. The record is from RefSeq and is a predicted model, not a curated record.
AUGUCGGAGCAUGUCCCACUCCCUCAGGUUGCACGUUUCGCCAAUAAGCUGCCCGAAGAGCCCACUCCGGUCGAGAACAAAGUGGGCGAUGUCGCUCAGGCAGCCAAGCUUACUGCGGCAGCUGCUGCUGAGAAGGGGUCUUUCCUGGUCAUUGGGGAGAAAGCUCAUGAGUCUGAAUCGACUAAGGCCUCCAAUAGCGGUUCCCCUUCAGCUAAGUCACGUAAGAAGAACUGCGAUCCCCGUGCCUACACUAAGGAUAAGCCUUAUCAGCCAUGCUACCAACCCGAUUGGGUCGAUCCUAAGAUGCCUGAGACGAAGCAUUAG